Molecule: messenger RNA, 1892 nt
Organism: Coregonus sp. 'balchen'
Lineage: Eukaryota; Metazoa; Chordata; Actinopteri; Salmoniformes; Salmonidae
Source: the annotation of a GenBank genome assembly
GGAGGAGAGACCGAGACUGAGGAGCGAGGCAGACAUCUGCAGAUAGAGAUGUCAGGCGUUGUGUUGUCUCUGUGUGUGCUAGUGGUCUUUGUGCUGCUGUGUGAGCUGAGCAGGAGAAUCUUAACCAAGCUACUAGCUCCCAGGGGGCUGUGUCUGUCUGCUGUUUACGCUGUGGAGUUGGUCUCUACGCUGCAGCUGUGUAUCUGCAACCUAGAGCUGCGUCUGGUGGGGGAGGUGGGCCGGCUGCAGCCUCAGUUCUGUCUCAGCCUCACAUACCUGGCAUCUGUGGUCCAUGGCCUCACCUUCCAUGGAGCCCUGGGGAACCCCUGUAGCACGCUGGAACACACCUACCGGGGACGCCUCACUGCCAGGUUCUAUUCUAUUCUAUUGUAUUCUAUUGUUGUCUCUAUGUAAUGGAUACAUUAUCUAUUAUAUUGUUGAUUCUAUGUAAUGGAUACCUAUUUUAGUCUAUUCUGUAUAAUGAUUAGUAUUGCCUUCUUUUUUAUAUGGAUGAAUAAUCUAUUCUAUUCUAUGUAAAAUGUAUAUUAUAUUGUAUUCUAUGGGUACAUAUUCUAUUCUAUGUAUAAUGACAUUCUAUUGUAUUCUAUUGCUGUCUUUCUAUAUUGGAUAUGUAUUAUAUGGAUAAUGGAUACAUAUUCUAUUCUAUUCUAUUUAGGAGCGGCGUGCUGAGGAUGGUGUGCCAGUUCAUGGCAGCUAGCGUGGCUCGUACCAUGCUACAGGGGCUGUGGGCCCUUGGUCUCUCUGACCUGCACCUGAGACACACACUCCAGGGCUUCCAAUGCAUUAGCCCCAUCCACACAGACACACACACCAGCCUGGUGCUCCCCGGCCCUCUGGUCACCGCUGCAGCCGUGGAGCUGGCAGGGGCCUUUUCCAUGCAGACCGCCUUCACACACACACACACUAUGGACCAGAGGUACCGGGUACAUGCCAUAGCAGCACUCACCGCGACCCUGACCUACGCAGGUGGGUUACCGUGUUUAACCCUGUGUGUGUGUGUGUUAUUGUUGCAGGUGGCAGUGUGAUAGGAGCAGUGUUUAACCCUUUGUGUUUGUGUGUGUGUGUUGCAGGUGGCAAGAUGACGGGGGCUGUGUUUAACCCUGCGUUGGCCCUUUCCACACAGUUCCCCUGCAGUGGACACUCCUUUCUGGAUUACUGCCUGGUCUACUGGCUGGCUCCUCUACUAGGUACUAACACACACACACACACACACACACACACACACACACACACUAUGGGGUCCACUUUCUUUACUUUUUCUGACAUUACUCCCACUCUCCUCCUGCUCUUGUUCGCUCUACGGGACCACCAUCCCAUUCUAGCUCUAUACGCGCUAUCUCUCUAUCUGCUCUCGGCUCUCUCUCUCUCUCUCUCUCUCUCUCUCUCUCUCGCUACGCCUCUCUCUCUCUCUGCUCUCCCUCUCUCUCUCUCUCCUUGUCACUCCUCCAAUUCUUUCUCCUCUUCCCUUUUCUAUUUUUCUGCCUCAUCUCGCUCUCCUCUUCCCAUCCUCUCUCUCUCCUGCAGGUAUGAUGUGUUCGGUCCUGUUGUUUGAUCAGAUGUUGUCUGGUAGAGCUUCUCCCUACCGCCCCCUUCUGGCUAACAAGAGGAAAUGACCCUGGGUCAUAUUCAUUAGUGCACACCGUAGCAAAACUGUUUUGCAACAGAAAACAUUUAACAACAAAAACAAGUUUCUUAUUAGCCAAGUUCAGGUAAUUCCUCCCCUUUUCGGUUAGUUUUCUUCUGUUUGGUGUCUACGGCCCUGGACUCACCAUCCAUCCCUAUGAACUGAAGACCCUGAUGCAUAGUGACCUCUUUAGAACUAUGCACAUUCAAACAAAAAAAGACUGUACAGUGCUGCUUGAAAGUAUGUG